AUGGACCAGAGCAUCGCCAUCGCACAAGACGCACUCGCCAACCCGCCCGCCGAGCUGGCGUGCAACCCGCUCCUCGCGGAGGCGCAGGCCAACCUCCCCGACCACCUGCGCAACAACGACCACGCCCCGGCCGGUGCAGCAGUCGGCCUUCAGUCCAACGCCGAGGGCUCUGGCCUCGACGCCAAGCUCCAAGUCGUCGACGAGAACCAGCGCUUCACCACGGCCCUCGAUGAGCACAUGAAGGGGUGGAAGCUCGCCGACGCCGGCUUCAACUACGACGUCGUCGCCGUCUUUGGCUCGCAGUCGACCGGCAAGAGCACGCUCCUCAACCGCCUGUUCGGAACCAAGUUCGACGUCAUGAGCGAGAGCGAGAGGAGGCAGACGACCAAGGGCAUCUGGAUGUCCAAGGGCCAGGACAUGCCCGUUCUUGUCAUGGACGUCGAGGGCACCGACGGUCGCGAGCGCGGCGAGGACCAGGACUUUGAGCGCAAGUCGGCUCUCUUCAGCAUGGCCGUCGCCGAGGUCCUCCUCGUCAACAUCUGGGAGCACCAGGUCGGCCUGUACCAGGGCGCCAACAUGGGCCUCCUCAAAACCGUCUUCGAGGUCAACCUCGGCCUGUUCCUCGCGGCAAAGCAGAAGGGCAAGGCCCGAGGCGACUCGCAGGACAAGACGCUCCUCCUGUUCGUCAUCCGCGACCACAUCGGCGCCACGCCUCUCGCCAACCUCCGCGCGACCCUGACGGCCGACCUGAACCGCCUGUGGGACGGCCUGAGCAAGCCCGAGGGCCUCGAGAGCUCCAAGAUCGACGACUUUUUCGACCUCGACUUUGUUACGCUCCCGCACAAGCUCCUCCAGCCCGAGCUGUUCGAGGCGCAGGUCGUCGAGCUCCGCCAACGGUUCAACAAGUCGAACGUCCAAGGCGCGGCGGCGUCGUCGUCGUCGUCCGUGUUCCAGAGCAAGUACCACAAGCGCAUCCCGGCCGACGGCAUCAGCACCUACAUGGGCACCAUCUGGGACGCCGUCGUGUCGAACAAGGACCUCGACCUGCCGACGCAGCAGGAGCUCCUCGCCCAGUUCCGCUGCGGCGAGCUCGCGGCCGCCGCCUUCUCGACGUUCGCCGCCCUCGUCUCGGCGUUCCCUCCCGCACCGCCCGCCGGCCAACUCGACUCGACGCUCGGCUCGCGCAUGCUCGACGCCAAGCAGGCCGCCCUCGUCGCGUACGACACGGCCGCGAGCCGGUACCACCCGGCCGUGUACGCCCGCCAGCGCGCCGAGCUCGUCGCCAAGGUGCACAGCGCGCUCGCGCCCCUGUUUGCGACCCAGCUCAAGAGCGCGCACAAGGGCCUGCUGCGCGCGUACCGCGUCGAGAUCGAGGACGCGCUCAAGGGCGACGGGUACGACUUUGCGCGCGUUGUCGCCGAGGCGCGAGCGCGCGCCGAGCGCACGUUCGAGGAGGAGGCCAAGCGGGUCACGCUCGAGGAGAGCGGGUGGAGCGCCGAGGAGGAGCGGGCCGCGCUCGGCGAGGACAUGGACAGCGUCGCCGAGCUGCUGCGCAAGGAGGAGACGCGCAAGAUGGUCGCAGUCAUCGAGCGCAACAUCAAGCGCCAGAUGGCCGAGACGGUCGAGCUCGCCCUCGACUCGCCGAGCGCCGACAUGUGGGACAAGGUCCUGAGCGCGUUCAAGGCGGCGCUCGCCAAGGCCGAGGAGGCCUACGUCCGCAAGGCGACGAGCUUCAACUGCACCAAGGACGAGGUCGAUGCGGCGCUGUCGCUCCUGCGCCGACGGGCGUGGCUCGCGCUGCGCUCCAAGCUCGACGAGCAGACGGCCGAGGCGGCGCUCCUCAACAAGCUCCGGCUCGUGUUCGAGGACAAGUUCCGGUACGACGCCGACGGCGUGCCGCGCGUGUGGAAGCCCGAGGACGACAUCGACACCAUCUUCCGCAAGGCCAAGGACUCGGUCCUCGAGCUCAUCCCGCUGUACGCCCAUAUCAAGCCGUCGGACGACAAGAACGCGUUCGAGCUCGCCUCGUCCGCAAGCUCGUCGAGCCUCGUCGACCCUGCCGCGUCGGCCGCCGACGACGAGUUCGACUUUGCCGACAGCCUGCAGCUGUUGACGCCGCAGGCGCAGGCGUCGCUCUCGGCCCGGUUCCGCCGCGAGACGGACGCCUACUACACCGAGGCCAAGCGCUCGAUGGUGUCGAGCACGUCGCAGAUCCCGUACUGGAUCUACUGCGUCCUCGUCGUCCUCGGGUGGAACGAGUUCGUCGCCGUCAUCCGGUCGCCGAUCUACUUCACGCUCCUUCUCCUCGGGUUCACGGCGGCGUACGUCACGUGGACGCUCAACAUGACGGGCCCGGUGCUCGCCGUGUCCAAGGGCGUCACGAACGAGGUCAUCCGCACCGUCAACGACCAGCUCCACGCCUACUUCUCGGCCCAGACGCCGGCAGCACACGCUCAGCGCCACCAUGCUGCACGCGUUCCCGUCGCCGUCCCGGCCUCGUCGGCGCCGGCCGAGGAGAUCGAGCUGUCCGAGAAGGCGGCGCUCAAGCGGGAGAAGGACGAGUAGACGUGGCAUCCUCUCGCUCUCGAGUUAUCUCUCUUGUAUUCGGAACCUCACGAUGUGCAGC
Messenger RNA from Rhodotorula graminis WP1, 2626 nucleotides. RefSeq lists its product as uncharacterized. Gene Ontology annotation, biological process: endoplasmic reticulum membrane fusion. NCBI's taxonomy places the organism in Eukaryota, Fungi, Basidiomycota, Microbotryomycetes, Sporidiobolales, Sporidiobolaceae. Gene Ontology annotation, molecular function: GTPase activity; GTP binding. The record is from RefSeq and is a predicted model, not a curated record. The coding region runs from base 1 to 2565 and encodes 854 amino acids. The transcript has 10 exons. Gene Ontology annotation, cellular component: endoplasmic reticulum.